AUGACUGCAACAGCUGAUCCUGUCUGUAAACUUUGGGAAAAAUUCAGUCCUGGAGCGUUUGAAGAUGGUGACUUGAUUCUGGGGGGUUUAUUUGGAAUCCAUCUCAGGACAGCUCCGGACUAUAAUUCAUUUCACUCUGAACCACAGCUGAUUCCAUGCCUGGAGUUCAACCAAAGAGGACUGCGCUGGAUGCAAACUAUGAUCUUUGCAAUAGGAGAGAUAAACCGCAGCCUGGAGUUGCUUCCUAAUGUAACUCUAGGUUACAAGAUCCUGGAUAGUUGCGACAUAGCUUCCGAAGGCUUGAAAGAAGCCCUUAAACUGCUCAAUGACGAACAAGAUAUCAUUUCCAAUCCCAGUUGUGGUGGGUUUCCAUCGAUACCAAUCAUUGUGGGAGAUGGAGGAUCAUCACAGUCUGUGGCAGUUUCUAGAAUUGUAUCUCCAUUCGGCAUUGGUUUGGUCAGUUACUAUGCUUCCUGCACAUGUCUGAGCAAUAAGGGUGAGUUCCCCACAUUCUUCAGGACCAUCCCUAGUGAUGCUGUGCAAAUCAAAGCCAUAGUCAGACUCCUCCAACAUUUCAGAUGGACAUGGGUGGGAGCUGUGGCCGAAGAUAACGAUUAUGGUCGCUUUGGCAUGAUGUCUUUCAUUCAAGAGGUGGCUCGCUCUGACAUCUGCAUUUCUUUCAUUGAAUUCAUCUCUGCCACUCGUACUGAGGAGAGAAUUCUCGAGGUGGUAAACACCAUUAAGACAUCCACUGCCAAAGUAGUCAUCAUUUUCUGUGGUGAGGUCGAGACACCUCUUUUGGUGAAAGAACUCAGACUGCAGAAUAUCAGUGACAUCCAGCUGAUUGCCAGCGAGGCUUGGAUCACAUCAUUUCACUUGUGGACAGAAGAAACUGAUGAGAUAUUGUUUGGAACAUUGGGUUUUGGGAUUCGCAAAGCGGAAAUUCCAGGGCUAAGAGAAUUCCUUGUCACACUCCAUCCUUCUACAGCAUCAGACAACCCGUUUGUGGAAGAACUCUGGGAGGAAGUGUUUGGCUGCAGUGUAAAUAUCUUAGCUCUCAGCCCAGGUCAAAGUGAGUCAAUGUCUUUAUACACACAAUGCACAGGGUCAGAGAGUUUGGAGAACACUGAGACUAUAUACACUGACGUGUCCCAGUUACGAGUCUCAUAUAACGUUUACAAAGCUGUGUACGCUAUUGCUCACGCUCUUCAUAACUUGCUGUUGUGUGAAGAUGGGAAAGGCCCAUUUGCUAACAAAACUUGUGGCCGAAAGUCACACAUUGAGCCAUGGCAGCUGCUACACUACCUAAAGGAAGUCAGCUUUACCAAUCAGUUUGGAGAAGACAUUGCCUUUGAUGAAUAUGGAGAUCCCAUCGCUUCAUAUGAUCUCAUCAAUUGGCAGAGAAGUGAGGAUGGCUCCCUUCAACUGGUGAAAGUGGGUUAUUAUGAUGCAUCGUUGUCACCUGGAGAAGAACUAGUAUUGGAUGAAGGAAGAGUUACAUGCCAUGGGACAGGAAACACUGUGCCAGUGUCAGCGUGCAGCCAGAGCUGCGUGCCUGGUACCAGGAAAGCCUUGCAAGAAGGUCAGCCGAUCUGCUGCUUCGAUUGUUUACCAUGUGCUGAUGGGGAGAUCAGUAACCAAACAGAUGCUACAGAAUGCAUCAAAUGUCCUGUGGAAUCUUGGUCUAAUGGCCAAAAUGAUGAGUGUGUACCAAAAGAAAUUGAGUUCCUCUCCUUCCAAGACACCAUGGGGAUAACACUCACGGUCAUCUCACUGUCUGGGGCUUGUAUCACAGUGACUGUCGCAUGUGUGUUCUUAUAUUUCAUAAAGACUCCCAUUGUAAAGGCUAACAAUUCUGAACUCAGUUUCCUACUACUGACAUCAUUAAUCCUGUGUUUUCUGUGCGCCAUUGCCUUCAUUGGACAGCCAACAGCUUGGUCAUGUAUGGUGUGCCACACUGUGUUUGGAGUCAGUUUUGUUUUGUGCAUUUCCUGUAUUCUUGGUAAAACACUAGUGGUGCUGAUGGCGUUCAGAGCAACACUGCCGGGCAGUAACGUAAUGAAAUGGUUUGGAGCCACACAGCAAAGGUCAAUUGUCUUCAUCACUACAUUGAUUCAAAUGAUUCUAUGUAUAAUAUGGUUGACCACAUCACCUCCAUUCCCAGCCAAAAACUUUAAGUAUCACAAGGCAACGAUUAUCCUUGAAUGUGAUGUGGGCUCCACUGUGGCCUUCUGCUGUGUGUUGGGUUACAUUGGGCUAUUAGCCGGGACUUGUUUUAUUUUAGCUUUCUUAGCUCGAAAGUUACCAGAUCAGUUCAAUGAGGCUAAAUAUAUAACCUUCAGCAUCCUGAUCUUUUUUACAGUGUGGGUAACGUUUAUACCAGCAUAUGUCAGCACUCCUGGCAAAUACACUGUGGCUGUGGAGAUAUUUGCCAUAUUGGCUUCAAGCUUUGGUCUCCUUUUCUGUAUCUUUGCUCCAAAAUGUUACAUUAUCUUGUUAAAGCCAGAACACAACACCAAGAAACAUCUGAUGGGUAAAUAG
Callorhinchus milii (elephant shark) is the source of this 2541-nucleotide messenger RNA. Its product is annotated as extracellular calcium-sensing receptor-like. The record is from RefSeq and is a predicted model, not a curated record. The transcript has 6 exons. Lineage: Eukaryota; Metazoa; Chordata; Chondrichthyes; Chimaeriformes; Callorhinchidae. Gene Ontology annotation, biological process: G protein-coupled receptor signaling pathway. Bases 1 to 2541 code for a protein of 846 amino acids. Gene Ontology annotation, molecular function: G protein-coupled receptor activity. Gene Ontology annotation, cellular component: membrane.